Molecule: messenger RNA, 1368 nt
Organism: Lottia gigantea (owl limpet)
Lineage: Eukaryota; Metazoa; Mollusca; Gastropoda; Lottiidae
Exons: 1
Coding region: 1-1368 (455 amino acids)
Source: RefSeq, a predicted model, not a curated record
AUGAGACUUGCUAUGCUGUGUCUGUGUGGGGCGUCGCCGACAGAAGAGUCGACAUUUAUUGAUGUUAAAAGAGUAAUUGAGGAAUAUGCAUGGAACGAAUUUAAAUCCUCAAUGGGAGCCGUCUCGAAAACGUUUUUAAGACGUCGUGAUUUUAUAAUAGAAGUGCCCCUAAACUAUUAUCACACAGAGGACAUCGAACAGAGGUUUGUUCAACGGCAGCUUAAACCCGCGUCUUCCCGAAAUAUCAGCCAAAAACAAGAAAAUGUGUCAGAACUCAAAACUGAAUUUCGUAAUAAUACGGAUACAAAUCAGACAUACAAGUUUCGAUUCGAAAGAACGCGAAAAGCUGCAGUGAAUGUUACUUUUCAGAAAGGAUUUACUCUUGAUGGGAAAGCUCAUCUGACGCUUAAAUUGCCAAAAGACAAAGUUGACAGUAAGGCUGGCGAAGGGUUAAACAUGAGCCUCCAAGUGACCAAAGCGGAGGGAGAAAGUUUCGAAGACACUUUAGUAUUAGAGGCGACGAGCGAUAUUGCCGUAGAAAAGAAGCAUACGUAUAUAACUGGGGUAUCGUUAAAACAAAUUGAAAUCGCUUACGACUUCACGGUUGAGACGAUACUAAGAAUGCCAAGCCAUAGGGCACCCGUAACUAUAAAACGGAGACGCGGUGGUGACGUAGUUGCGUCGUUCUAUAUCAAUAAUUUAAGAGAUGUAUUCGAGGAGUAUUGUCCACCAGCAGAAAUAGUAGAAGAGACAUGUAGUGAUAGUAAAUAUAAACAAUAUGCUGUCAAAUUUUACACCUCAGGGAUUAUUGAAGGCGCACAAUUAUCAAAUCAAAAAAUUAUCCUUGAAUCGAAAAAAAUUGACAGUGAAGAUCGCUCCACAAACACAAUGGAUGUUCCACAAAUUGUAGUGAGACCGUCUGAUUUAGGUGAAAUAAGUGCUGCUAGUACGUCCGACCAGUCGGAGAAACAGCCCCUAUUACCACCUCCACCACCUCAAAAACCAACUACGAGUACAGAAAAACUACGAGAUCCACAAUCAGCGUCUGAACGUCGUUCUUCAUUUAAACGGUUUAAUCAAUUUGGGGAAAAUUACACAAGCUUAACUUCCGGUUCACCGGAGACAAAGAUCAUGCAGAUUCCUAUGAUACCAGCAAUUGCUAAAACUCCACCAACACCACGUUCAGCCUCACCUACUGUUCCUAGCUCAAUUCUCACUGAUCCUCAUCGGAAAGAACGGGUACUUGCUCCUAGACGUGUUGGUGUUCGUGCUAAGAGCCCACAUCGGUUACCCAAUCCAGGUUCAUUUCAAGGAACAAGUCUCCACCCAACGGCAAGACCCAAAUUGUCUAAGAUGACAAGUGUUUGA